ACAACAACAUCAGUAGUAGUUUUUCUUUUCUUAUCAAAAAAACAUCAGUUGUAGUUUUUUUCUUUUUAAGAUAAAUCAACAUAGGAUUAGUUAAACUACUUUAACUUAGUCCUUAAGAAGGAGAGAGAGGGAGAGAUGUGAGUACUUGCUUUCUGAAUUUUUCUGACUGAGGAAGCAACGAAUAUUGAUAUUUCAACUGAAAUACUUUCUUGGGGUAAUACAAAAAACCAUUGAUCUGAUUGGCUGACACAGACAAUCUUUCAUUCUGGGUUAUCAUCACCAUCAUCAUCAUCAUGGAAUCGACCAGUUUUGUCUUUUAACUGGAGACGAUGUCACAAGCUGAUGUCUCUUACAGUUGUGGGUCUUGUGGAUACCCUCUGAAUUUGAUAUCUUCAAAUCGGAUUACUUCUGGCAUAGACUCUGAAUACAGCAAAUCCAUAAAGAAAGGUUUAAUCUCCUUUAUUUCGGUUGAUCUCAGUCGAUUCACACAGGUUGAUGAGGUAAAUUGUUUUCCUCUAAGUUGGGGUCGUUAUCGUUCAAAAACCAAACUUUUGUGUCGUAAAUGUGGAGUUCAUGUUGGCUAUGCAUAUGGUGACACAACUGCUCUUUGUGGUUUUGAUUCUCCCAAUUCAUCAAACUCAGCUUAUAAAAAAUUCACUGUAAAGAUUCGAGCUUUGCAACCUUCUGAAGAGUGAUUUAGACGGUUGACAUGGAGGGUCAUUCCAAUAUUGGUUUAACUUCCAUCAUGCACCUUCCUGAUGAUUGUCUUUACUUCAUUUUUCAAAGGCUUGAUUGUUUCACAGAUCGUGAAUCGUUUGGCCUGACUUGCCAACGAUGGCUCCAAAUUCAAAACCAUAGCCGACGCUCCUUACAGUUCGCCUGUUCAUUCACCCAUUUGAGUCUUUCUUCAUUAGGCCACCCCAAUUUUAACUUCCAUUCCUUCCAUCUCAAUAGGGUGCUCACUCGCUUUCAGAAUUUACAGUCUUUAUCCUUAGCCGGUUGCAUAUACCUAACCGAUUCAGCCUUGGCACCACUACAGUUUUAUGGUUCAAACUUGCAAGCUAUUCAUUUCGAUUGUUGUUUUUGUAUCACUGAUAAUGGAUUUUCCAUUGCUGCUACUGCUUGCCCCUUACUAACACGAGUUAGUCUUUACCGAUGCAAUGUUACUGAUGUUGGGUUAGCAAAUUUCGCUAAAGCUUGCUCGGGUCUAAAACAAGUAAACCUCUCACACUGCUCAUACAUUUCUGACCAUGGAUUAAGGACCCUUGUUAAUGGAUGUCAUCAACUUCAAGCAGUAAAAAUAUCAUUCUGUAGCCGUAUAACUGGCAUUGGCUUCAGAGGUUGUUCAUCAACUUUAGCUUAUGUAGAAGCCGAGUCUUGUGAUCUAGAGCCACAAGGCAUAGGUGGACUAGUGAGUGGAGGUGGUUUAGAGUAUUUGGAUGUUUCUUCUCUAAGCUGGCAUGUAGGCAGAGAUGGCUUGGUAGCUAUAGGAGCAGGACUUGGCUCGAGUCUGAAAAUCUUAAACCUCAGGCUGUGCAGAACUGUGGGCGACGAGUCAAUUUCAGCGAUUUCAAAAGGGUGUCCCUUACUUCAAGAGUGGAACUUAGCAUUGUGCAAUGAGGUAAGGAUCUCUGGAUGGGUUUCUAUUGGAAUGAACUGCCAUAACUUGGAGAAACUUCAUGUGAACCGAUGUAGGAACCUAUGUGAUAACGGGUUGAUGGCUUUGCGAAAUGGGUGCAGAAGGCUCUCGGUUUUGUACAUGAGCCGCGGUGGGAAGAUCACUUCUACAGCAAUUGAGAUGUUCAAAUGUUAUAGAGGAGAUGUUGUUAUUAAGGAUGAAGAGAUUAUGACAAUGAGUAUAGGACUUCAAUAUUUUAUUUGACUAUCUCUUUUACAAACUUGCUUGGCUUGUGCUUUGCUGCAUAUCUCUCACUCUUUCUAAUUAAUUAUAAAUUAAUUGUUUAAACUUGGGAUCUA
Messenger RNA from Cannabis sativa, 1977 nucleotides. RefSeq names its product F-box/LRR-repeat protein 12. Gene Ontology annotation, biological process: SCF-dependent proteasomal ubiquitin-dependent protein catabolic process. The record is from RefSeq and is a predicted model, not a curated record. Lineage: Eukaryota; Viridiplantae; Streptophyta; Magnoliopsida; Rosales; Cannabaceae. Gene Ontology annotation, cellular component: SCF ubiquitin ligase complex. The coding region runs from base 330 to 695 and encodes 121 amino acids. Gene Ontology annotation, molecular function: protein binding. The transcript has 2 exons.